This is a messenger RNA of Bactrocera oleae (olive fruit fly), 909 nucleotides long. The record is from RefSeq and is a predicted model, not a curated record. NCBI's taxonomy places the organism in Eukaryota, Metazoa, Arthropoda, Insecta, Diptera, Tephritidae.
ACCACAUCCCUAUUCCAUAGUUUGUUUAUAUUUCCAAACGUUUUGACAUAUUUAGGAAUAUCAGAUCAGACAAAUAUUUGAUUUGAAAGCAUAUUUCUAUUAUAAUUACAACGUUUUAUUAUAACAUGCGUCGCAAAAGAAAUAGAAAAGGAUUACCCAUAAAUUUGUUGCGACAAUCUCAACGUGAGCGACGUCAUUUGACGUUCGGAGAUAAAACGCCGCGUAGGAAAACGCGUAUUCCUAAAUUUGAUGCUGAAAGGAGGGAUCAUGAGCUGCUUGUUCGGGCCACUGAACUUAAGCUGCAACAACUUUUAGAAUCUGAUGAGGUACUCUCAGAUAUUCCAUGUGAUAUAACGCCAGAAGAACUUCAGGGUGAGCGGCAGAGUUCUACCGAGUUGACAGUCCUUGGCCGGAAUAAAUCCGGGUCCGUUCCGGUUACGUAGACCCGACUGUCGUGGGAACGGACGUUUGCCCAUUAGCUCAGUUGGUUAGAGCGUCCUGCUAAUAACGUUUACGCCAUCGAAGUCAACGGCAAAAAGAUGAACGAACACAUUAAAGCCGCACAUCUGGCCACUGAUGACAUAUUAGGGCACCUCGACCAAAGAUGAGCGAUCAGUAAACUUCGUCAUGUCUAUCUUCAAACAACGGUACCAGUAAAUAAAUUCGACACUGCGGGCACUCCCACAAAGUCUCAUUUAGAGGAGGGUAGUGUGGGAACACCCAAUGACCACAUCUGGCAACCCGAUUUAAUAUGUCAUUAUUAAUCUAAAAAAUAUUUUCAAUUAUCCCAAGCAAAACCAUUCCAGAAGAUAUCCUCCAGUCAACAACAAGCGUCAUUGUAAUGGUUUCUUAAUAAAUUUACGUUAGUCGCUACAGUAUGAAUAAAUGUAUUUAAGCAAGCAAACAAAA